This is a messenger RNA of Babesia bovis T2Bo, 2116 nucleotides long. Its product is annotated as Glutamate-cysteine ligase family protein. The record is from RefSeq and is a predicted model, not a curated record. The transcript has a single exon. NCBI's taxonomy places the organism in Eukaryota, Apicomplexa, Aconoidasida, Piroplasmida, Babesiidae. Bases 51 to 2108 code for a protein of 685 amino acids. Gene Ontology annotation, biological process: glutathione biosynthetic process. Gene Ontology annotation, molecular function: glutamate-cysteine ligase activity.
GUUCUAUCAUUUUAAUAUUUAAAAUUAAAAUAUGUGUAUGUAACAUUGCAAUGGGAUUCUUGACAGUCGGAGCUCCCUUGAGCUUCGAGGAGACCGCAAAACGCGCGGAGAGGAUUAGAUUGCUAGGUACAUUGCAACUGCUCCGUUGCUACUUACGUAACCAUGCACGCAAGGAUCCCGUCAGAUGCUUCGGUCACGAGGUGGAGUAUAUGCUAAUUCACUUAAACCAGCGCACGAGGGAGGCUAAGUUAAUGCCCUGUGCACCUCAUUUGCUGAAGAAUGUACCGGAUAUAAGCGAGCCUGAUGGCGACCGUUUUAUAUUCAUGCCGGAAUUUGCUUCUUAUAUGGUAGAAGCUACGCCAAAGGAGCCCUGGCGCCUGGACCAGGAUUACAUUCUGGAGCUUGUCGAUUGGUUCAAGGGCGCACGCAGACAUAUUCGAUCUGCGGUUGAGCGUAUGGGAAUUCGAAAUGUAUAUCCAUUUACGCUUACUUCAUUCCCUUUACUUGGUACUCCAAACUCAGUUUGCGAAUAUCCAAUGCAUCCGUUGGUCAGGGAACCGGCGAUGUUAAGUGACUUUUGCAGUGAUAUUCUGGUAAACCCUCAUCCGCGCUUUGGCACGCUUGCGCGUAACAUUCGCUGCCGCCGUGGGAAGAAGGUACAUAUAUAUUCCCCACCGUUUAUACAGCACGUGGCCAUAGGUUCUGAAACCAAGCGUUACUAUACCAACUACUUGCCUGAUUCUGGGACGCCGGAGCGGCAUGGUGAUGAGUAUACCACUCAUCAGAUGCCUCCCGGGCAGUUACAGCUUGCUUCUAACCCUGUUGCCUAUAAGCAGGAUAACUAUAACCCUUCAACUGAUGGGAAUAAUGACUUUUACGGUGAAGCCCAGGCCAUGCUUGCAACUGACUUCAUUCGCUCUGAUACCACUAUUGACGACCCGGCAUUGGCCGAGGAAAUAGAUCGGCUGGUGUUAUCCAGUGACGUCAAGGACAUUGUGCCCAAACCAACCGUUGAGCCAAAGAACUUUGAACCCAUAUACAUGGAUGCAAUGGUUUUUGGCAUGGGUAUGUGCUGCCUGCAGACGACGUUCAGUUGCGUUGAUGAAGCGGAAGCACGGUACCUCUACGACCAGCUAACGGUGUUGGCUCCACUGUUCCUUGCACUGACGGCUGCCACUGCUGCCCACAAGGGGUUGAUGUCAUCCCACACCACCAGGUGGCGUGUGCUCUCACAGUCAGUAGAUGAUCGCCGUGAUGAGGAGCAUGAGCGUGUGCCGUUCUCGAGAUUUUCUACCGUCUCGCUCUAUAUAUCCAAGGACCCGUUUUUACUUGCGAAUUACAGCAAGUUAAAUGAUGUACCUGUUCCGUCAACUGGUGUAGUGUAUCAAGCUUGCAUAAGAGCUGGUAUUGACCGGGUCAUAGCACGGCACUUCGCUGCAAUCAUGUCAAGGGCGCCUUUGGUGGCAUUCCAGGAGGACUUGAGUGCAGUGGAUAUCCAUGCUACCGACGCCCAUUUUGAAGCGUUCCAAAGCACUAAUUGGAAUACCGUGCGGUUUAAACCGCCACCACUGAAGGACGGUGGCUACCCGAUACCAUGGCGAGUGGAAUUCCGUUGCUGCGAGGCCCAGUUACGUGACAAGGAGUCCAUGGCCGUGGUGGCAGUAAUCGCUUUGAUGGUACGGGUUAUGUUGAAGGAACGCUGGAACCUGUAUAUUCCAAUGUCAUUGGUGCACCAAAACAUGGAAAUAUGCGAUGCCCAGGACGCAAUCAUGAACCACAAGUUCCACUUUGUCAAUAACAUGUUCUGCAACAACGGGUCUACUAACAAGUUUACACUACGUGAAAUAUUCUUCACUAACGACCACCUAAGUCUAUUCUACAGGUGUGCAAGCCACUUGGAUAUGGAACUUAGGUCGGGAGCUAUAUCACAGGAAUCCUAUGACGUGCACAUGGAGAGCCUCAAACUGAUGAAGGGGCGAAUGUGCGGCACGCACGCUACAAACUCGCAAGAAAUUAGAAACUUCUUCCUCAGCCACCGGGAGUUUACCGGUAACGGCACAGUAUCACAACGAAUGGUCUACGAUAUGUUAAGCGCAAUCGCCGAGUAAAAUGGCAA